CUAGGCCUUUAUUCUCAGGGCUUCAUUGAGUUGUCAUAAUAGCCUAUGGCAUCCACUAGGUGUCAGUCAAAGAUGGCUGCUCAAUAGCAUGUCUUCCAUCAUAUCCAUUAAUUGGAUAAUUAAUCCAUAAAAACGUACUAGUUUGCCUUAAUGAAUGCGACCAUCCAACAGCACAUAUAGAGAUAGCUUACCAACACGUCCAAUGUCACAGAUGCAUCGAAUUAUUACAGAUGGAAUUCUGGUACUAGAAUAUUGUCAAUAUUUUAUGGCUGAAAUGCAAGUGAAAAAGUAUGGUAGCAUUUAUGCAAUUCUAUAGGCUAUGGACACACACAUUUCAAUAUAAUCAUCCCACGGUAUUCAACACGUUGUUUGCAUUCUUUAGGCGAAGUUGAUGUGACCUAUUCAAAAGUGCACCCACAGAUCUAGACAUACAACCCCAUCGAGGAAAUAUACAGGAAUGUUCAUAGGCGCACUACAACUACCGCAAGCAGUAAACUGCGCCGCACACAGAAACAGCAUUGGAUUGUGGGUAAGAUAAUAUCUUGUGUUUCCUGAAUUAGUUAUGGCAACAGUAGUAGAAGGUUAACGUUUAUAGAAAUAACGUUUUUUUUUCUUUAGUUUAGAAGUUCAAUUGUAUGUCAAUUCGCAUGAGACCGCAUCUUGUGUAGAACUACAGGUUGACUGCUUGAAAAGUUAUAACGGUAGCCAGCAAUGAGUUUGAACGAACACUCUUUGCAAGCUCUGUCAUGGAGAAAACUUUACUUGAGUCGAGCAAAGCUGAAAGCUACGAGCAGAACUUCAGCUCUYCUGUCGGGUUUCGCGAUGGUGGCUAUGGUAGAGGUGCAGCUGGAGCCAGAUCAUGUGUAUCCCCCAGGGCUGCUGAUAGCCUUCAGCGCCUGCACCACUGUCCUAGUGGCAGUGCACCUCUUCGCCCUGAUGAUCAGCACCUGUAUCCUGCCAAACCUGGAGGCCGUCAGCAACGUUCACAACUUAAACUCGGUCAACGAGUCACCCCAUGAGCGCAUGCACCGCCACAUUGAGCUGGCCUGGGCCUUCUCCACUGUUAUUGGUACCCUGCUCUUCCUGACCGAGGUGGUUCUGCUGUGCUGGGUCAAGUUCCUGCCCCUCAGGCGCCCCACUGAUAAUGGCACCAUCAGUUCUGGUGAGGCGGCAGCCAUUGCCUCCACCUCCAUCAUGGUGCCAUUUGGAUUGGUGUUCAUCGUCUUCGCUGUGCACUUCUACCGCUCUCUGGUCAGUCACAAAACUGACCGUCAGUUUCAGGAGCUGGAGGAGCUGUCCAAUAUCACCCGGCUGCAGAACCAGCUGGACCACAGGGCAGAGACGACCAGUCUGCAGCCCUCCUCUGUCCACUUCCCCUAACAGGAACAUACACAUGAGUAGAGAGAAUAGAGCAUUAGACAGCUGUAAGAAAUCUAUAAUGAAGCUUUUUUUUUUAUAUCUAUUUGCAUGAGCACCAUGAGAAAGGAUACUUUAUAUAGUAAUAUAUAAUUUCUACAGAUGUUUUGUAUUGGGAUUUGGACUGCUCUAGGCUUUUUCUAUUUGCUUAAAUGGUUGUGGAGAGGUCAGGAGAAUUUGCUUUGUAUUGUUCAUUCGAUUGGACUCGAGCAACUUUUUUUAAAUUACUUUGCUGCAUGUCUAUUGUCUUCCUUAUGUCUUCAGGAACAGAUCUGAAUAGCUGAACGUGAGUGUGAAAUUUGUAGUUGAAUAUUUUUGGAUAUCUUCAUUAAAUAGAUGAUAUUUGUAUUUAUAUCACAUACGCAUGACUAAACUACAUUUUGUCUAUGGCGGCUGGGGAACACCAAAAGUGUGGGAUGAACAUUUUGUGAAGUAGCUAGAAUUAUUCAWUUACAAAUGAUAACCGGCCAAUUUCCAUGAAAGUAAAACUCCUCAGGAGAGUAUAACAUGUAUUAGCUGCUGUAAUAGUUAUGGUGCAAGCAAAGUGCAGAAUUCAGAUAUUUUGUGUCAGGUGACCUUAAUCUGUCCAUCAGGGUUGGAAUAUUUAUAUUUGAACUUUUUAAACUCAACACUAUUGAUAAUUGAAGAUAUGCUCUGAUGUUUUUUUGAUAAGUUAAUGCAUUUUAAGCACACUCAUCAUACUGUUGUUACAUGAUAGAUGAACUCUUAUACUGUGGUUGUGAAAAUAUUAGGCUGAAAUAUUGUCCUCAACAUAAUGUACUUCCUUAACAAUACUGUAAAGCACUAAUUGUUUUGCAUUUAUGUGAAGUCACAAGUAGCUACUUCUAAAUUAAUUUCAAUGGAGGCAAAACUUCAGAUCUUUAUCGUCAACCUUUGAAUGUGAUCCAAGUGCACAUAUUACUUUAAUAAAAUAAUGGCAUAUGA
Salvelinus sp. IW2-2015 is the source of this 2361-nucleotide messenger RNA. RefSeq names its product calcium release-activated calcium channel protein 1. Gene Ontology annotation, cellular component: membrane. The record is from RefSeq and is a predicted model, not a curated record. Gene Ontology annotation, molecular function: store-operated calcium channel activity. NCBI's taxonomy places the organism in Eukaryota, Metazoa, Chordata, Actinopteri, Salmoniformes, Salmonidae. Gene Ontology annotation, biological process: store-operated calcium entry.